This is a messenger RNA of Aegilops tauschii subsp. strangulata, 1993 nucleotides long. RefSeq names its product F-box/LRR-repeat protein 14. The record is from RefSeq and is a predicted model, not a curated record. Gene Ontology annotation, molecular function: protein binding. Lineage: Eukaryota; Viridiplantae; Streptophyta; Magnoliopsida; Poales; Poaceae. Gene Ontology annotation, cellular component: SCF ubiquitin ligase complex. Gene Ontology annotation, biological process: SCF-dependent proteasomal ubiquitin-dependent protein catabolic process.
UUUACACUCUGCUCUCUUCCUCCGAAUCAAAGAAGCUAGCGGCGGCGAGGUCGACCGGCGGCGGCGAUGUCCUCCUCUCCCGGUCGGUUCUGCUCAAAGAAGCUGAAUUGUUCGAUGGAGGACCUACCGGAGGCUCUGCUGACAGAGAUUCUCAACAGGAUCACCACGACAAGUGAUCUGAAUUCUCUUUCCCUUGUGUCAAAGCAGCUCUACAGGAUAGAGGGGAAUCAAAGGGAUGCUAUCCGUGUUGGUUCCGGUCUUUGCACUGCUACAAAAGCACUGACAUCAUUGUGCGUCCGCUUCCCAAAUUUGCGGAAAGUGGAAAUCGAUUACUCUGGUUGGAUACCUGGACAUGGAAAGCAGCUGGAUAACAAAGGCCUUUCUGUGUUUUCAUCUCACUGUUCCUCGCUGAUUGAUCUCACAUUAAGCUUCUGCUCACACAUCGAUGACUCUGGGCUUGGUUGCUUAGUGAAUUGCAAGAAAUUGGUGUCUCUCAGGCUGAACUCCACACCACAAAUAACUUCGAUUGGGCUUUUCUCGGUUGCAGUUGGUUGCACAAGUCUAUCUGCUCUCCACCUUAUUGAUUGCGAGGAAAUCGACAAUGUAGAGUGGCUGGAAUACCUUGGAAGGGAUGGAUCAUUGGAAGAGCUUGUAGUGAAGAAUUGCAAAGGAAUCAAUCAUCAUGACUUCAUAAAGUUUGGUUCAGGAUGGAUGAAGCUCCAGAAGUUUGAGUUUGAGAGGAAAAGAGGUAGAUAUGAUCUUCUUGAUCCAGGUAAUGUUGUCUAUGACUCCUCGUAUGAUGCUCACAACAUGGAUAUAUAUGAUUUCUGCUGUGAGAGUUUGAAGGAUUUAAGGUUGGCGCAUAUUGAAACUUGGCCAGAAGCAGGACUUCGAGUUCUCCUAGGAAAGUGUAAAGCAUUGGAGAAGCUUUGCCUUCAGUAUGUUCGUGCCCUAAAUGAUAAUGACAUUAUUGCAUUAUCUCGGAGCUGCAGCAACCUUAAAAGAAUCUCACUUUGGCUUAACCUGCAGCGCUACUCUAGUGAUGUCAACUAUUGUGAGACCAGGACAUCAUUUACUGAUAAGAGCCUUUACGCUCUAGCCCUCAACUGUCGUAUGCUUCAGAUGAUAGACCUCAGCUUUACAGGAUGUGAUGCCGACUGGCCAUCAGAAAUAGGAUUCACACAAGAGGGUUUUCUGGUGCUCAUUCAGUCCUGCCCAAUUCGUGUUCUUGUGCUCAACAACGCCAACUUCUUUGAUGACGAGGGGAUGAAGGCCCUCUCAUCCUUGCCUCAUCUGGAGACACUUGAGCUUAUAUUGUGUCAUGCGGUAACUGAUGCCGGGAUGCGCUUCAUUGCGCACACCCCAUGCUUGAGUAAUCUCACACUUCGGAUGUGUCAUAACGUUACUGAUGUUGGAGUGGCUGAACUGGAAGAUGCUCAGAAGUUAGAGUCUUUGGUCAUCGAGUCUUGUGGUGAGGUCUCUCUGCAAGCUGCGCAGCGUGUUGCCAAGUCAGUUCAGUACUCCAGCGAGUGUUCAAAUGCCCUUAUGAAGAAAAUUGGUCUUGGCGGCUAUUGAUGAAUUGGUCUCCAAAAAAUUUAGUAUGAAUUUGCUGCUGAAGCCAUUAAGUUGUUCAGUGUGCAUCAUUGGACAAGGCUGUGCAUCAUCCGACCUAGAUUCACUUGUCUGGACUUUCUAUUGCCUUCUACCUUUACUGUAUGAUUUUUCUGUAUGACAGUCUAAUGAUGAUCUUAGUACGGCAUCUGGUGAAUGAAACUUUAAUAGUAGGCACCACUUGUGUAUUACUAUCAUCUGUACGUAAUUCUCUUGCUUAAUUUCUACUCUCUGUAGCUGCUUUGAAACCGGCAUAAGUAGGCCCCAAGAUUCCCUGUUUUUGCUGCGGGGGCACUAUAUGACAGUUUGGUGUUACUUAUUUGUAUUAUUUAAGCAAAUGUCAUGGACCCUUUUUUAUUGCACAAGUGAUUUUGAAGACAUA